AUGAUGUUGGAAAAAUGGGAAGCCAUACAAAGCAGCGCCGAACUUAAGGAGCUUAUCCCCGACGCAGUUUCAUCGAGUGAGGGUGGUCCUGUUAUCCACGCCAAACAGUAUAUUGGAAUUGGGUGUGAUCUUGGAAAUCUUUCAGAAUUGGAACGAACGCUAAAAUCUGAAGUGGAUACAUCCGAAUGCUCCAUACUGUGCACUGCUGAAGUAGCUUUAACUUAUAUGGCAGUCAAGGCCGCUGAUGCACUAAUAUCAUGGGCUGCGAGACUGAGUGAUGAUACCCAAUUCGUGUUGUUGGAGCAGUUCUUCCCAGACGGCCCUGAUCAUCCCUUUGCAAGAACCAUGAUAGCUCAUUUCACUAAAUGGCGUGCACCGCUUCAAUCAAUUCACAUAUAUCCCACAUUAGCCCAGCAGGAGCAGCGAUUCCUCAAAGUAGGCUGGAAGCAAGCAAGAGCUAGAAGCCUGUGGGAAGCCUGGAGUGACCCCAGUUUCAUAACCGCUGGAACACGUGCAUCUCUCGACCAGUUUGAAGCCUUUGAUGAGUGGGAAGAGAUUGCUUUGUUUGCUUCACACUAUUUUUUGCUCAGAGCUAGUACGCGGGCGACAAAAAGCAAUAGCAAUGACGAAGCGUUCGUUAAUACAACUACAGAACUGUUGGAUACUCAACCCCGGAUGACUGCUAAUUUUAAAGCAGGUCCAACCCAUCACAAGCGAUUUGGAGCCUUAUUUUCUUUUGGUGACCAGAUUGGUUUUCAUGCGGGGUUGGGACAACAAGCUCGACUUUCGUCUACAGAUACAUAUGUGCAAUCGGAUGCCGCAUAUGCCCACGUAAAAUGUGUACCACCAGAGUCACUCCCAGCACGGAUAUGCCAUACCAUAACGCAGGUGUCGAAUAACAGAUGGCUAUUAGUUGGGGGUAGAACCGCGCCGUCAAAGGCCUUAAAUGAUACCUGGUUAAUGGAAGGGGAUAGGUGGCGACAAUCGUGUCCCUUUCCAACUUCAUCCUUUCGACACUCUGCAACUGCUGUUAUACUUCCUAGUGGCGAAGAAGGCGUCCUUGUUUACGGCGGAAAAGCAUCGAAUGGCACCGUUAGCGGGGAAUUUUCCUUGUGGAGAAACAACAGCGGCAUAGAAACUUGGACAGUACUAUCGAAAAAUGGUAGCUCUUGCAUGCCGCGCUUCGGGUCUGUUUUGUCUAGCAUUGGUAAGGGGAGAGGAGUCCUUACUGGAGGAAUGUCUCAAGAUGGCAUAGUGCUGGAUGACUUUUGGACAUGGCAGAUAUCCACCGAUGAUACUGGGAAAAUAUAUAUCCGGUUAACAGAUGAGAAGGCUCGACUGGAAGGUUCUCAUCCACAAAUAUCCAAAUGGGUUAGUCGUUUUGGUUCCACUGCGCAUCAACUUGGAGAAAGCCUUGUUCUCAUUGGAGGAAUUGCUGUUGGUGGGUGUAUACCGCAUGAGUAUGAAGUCUUAACCCUGGACCUCAGCGUCUUUCAGUACGACGAUACCCGUGAACUGUCUGUACCGAUGGCCUGGAAAUCUCCUGUCGCUGCACGGCCGCUUUUGGUUGGCCACAGUUCCAUCUUGGCUGGUGGCGGCAAGAUCUUGAUCGUAGGCGGAGGAGCAGUGUGCUUUGCCUUUGGCACAUACUGGAACAAUGGCACCUGGGAGUUAUCUUCUGGAAGCUCUUAUAUAAGGGAUAAUGAAUGGCGAAUGCUUCGGCCAUAG
Molecule: messenger RNA, 1728 nt
Organism: Trichophyton verrucosum HKI 0517
Lineage: Eukaryota; Fungi; Ascomycota; Eurotiomycetes; Onygenales; Arthrodermataceae
Product: Leucine carboxyl methyltransferase family
Exons: 2
Coding region: 1-1728 (575 amino acids)
Biological process (GO): tRNA methylation; wybutosine biosynthetic process
Molecular function (GO): protein binding; tRNA methyltransferase activity
Source: RefSeq, a predicted model, not a curated record